UGUCAAAAUGGCGGAUAGUCUUCCUUCGGAGUUUGAUGUGAUCGUAAUAGGAACAGGCUUGCCUGAGUCCAUUGUUGCUGCUGCAUGUUCAAGAAGUGGUCAGAGGGUUCUUCAUGUUGAUUCAAGAAGCUACUAUGGAGGAAACUGGGCCAGUUUUAGUUUUUCAGGUCUGCUCUCCUGGAUAAAGGAACACCAGGAAAAUAGUGACAUUGGAAAUGAAAGUCUAGCAUGGAAAGUGCAGGUUCUUGAAAAUGAAGACACUAUUGCUCUCAGCAGGAAGGACAAAACCAUUCAACAUGUGGAAGUAUUUUGUUAUGCCAGUGAGGAUUUUCAUGAAGAUGUUGUAGAAGCUGGUGCAUUGCAGAAAAAUCACACUUCUGUGAUAUCAGCAACUUCCACAGAAUCUGCAGAUUCUGGCUGCAUGCCUAAAGAUGAUGAGUCAUUAAGUGCUGAAAGCCAUGAAAAGUCCAUAGAACCAACAGUAAUCCUUGAUCCAGAGAGCAUUCUCACAGAAAAUGAUGUUCAAGGUCCAGAGGAGAAAACUCACUGUGAUGAUAUAACUUGUGUUUCAUCAACUUCAGAAGAGGAUACAAGCCACAGUAAGCAUGCAGCAGAAGAUGCCACUGAGCAACAAAAGAAAAACAGAAUUACUUAUUCACAAAUUAUUAAAGAAGGCAGGAGAUUUAAUAUUGAUUUGGUAUCUAAGGUGUUGUAUUCUCGAGGUUUGGUAAUUGAUCUUCUCAUCAAGUCUAAUGUUAGUCGAUAUGCAGAGUUCAAAAAUAUCACCAGGAUACUUACAUUUCGGCAAGGAAGAGUGGAGCAGGUUCCUUGCUCCAGAGCAGAUGUUUUUAACAACAAACAAAUUUCUAUGUUAGAAAAACGAAUGUUAAUGAAGUUUCUUACAUUUUGUAUGGAGUAUGAGGAACAUCCUGCUGAAUAUCAAGCCUAUGAGCAGAUUGCAUUUUCUGAAUAUUUAAAAACUAAAAACUUAACCCCUAAUCUUCAAUAUUUUGUCCUGCAUUCCAUUGCAAUGGCAUCAGAAACAGACAUUAGUACAAUAGAUGGUCUCAAAGCGAUCAAAAACUUUCUUCACUGUCUUGGACGUUAUGGCAACACUCCAUUUUUGUUUCCUUUAUAUGGCCAAGGAGAAAUCCCUCAGUGUUUCUGCAGGAUGUGUGCUGUCUUUGGUGGAAUUUAUUGUCUUCGCCAUUCUGUUCAUUACCUUGUUCUGGACAAAGAAUCUAGAAAAUGUAAAGCCAUCAUAGAUCAGUAUGGUCAGAGAAUAAUUGCUAAGCAUUUCCUUGUGGAAGACAGUUACUUUUCUGAGAAAACUUGCUCACAUAUACAAUACAGACAGAUCUCCAGGGCAAUCCUAAUUACAGAUAGAUCUGUACUUAAAGCAGAUUCUGAUCAACAUAUUUCUGUUUUGACAGUACCAGCAGAGGAACCUCGAACUUCCGCUGUUCGGAUCAUUGAGUUGUGUUCUUCAACAAUGACAUGCAUGAAUGGCACUUAUUUAGUUCAUUUGACCUGUGUGUCUUCAAAAACAGCAAGGGAGGAUUUAGAACCAAUUGUUCAAAAGUUGUUUGUUCCCUAUGCUGAAGUGGAAACAGAAAAUAAAGAAGUGGAAAAUCCAAGACUUUUAUGGGCUAUUUACUUCAACAUGAGAGAUUCUUCAAAUGUCAGCAGAGACUCCUAUAAUGAUUUACCACCCAAUGUUUAUGUCUGUUCUGGGCCAGACUGUGGUUUAGGAAAUGAUCUUGCAGUCAAGCAGGCUGAAACACUUUUCCAGCAAAUCUGCCCUAAUGAAGACUUUUGCCCACCCCCACCAAAUCCUGAAGAUAUUAUCCUAGAUGGAGAUGGUUUGCAGCCAGAAGCUUCAGAAGUCAUACCAGUCACCAACUCAGUGACUCCCAAAGAAAAUUUUAAACAACAUUUUAAGAACACAGAAUACUUGUAAAUGACAUAGACUUGCCUGCUUCAAGAUAGUUUAGCAUAUAAUUAUAGAUGGAUUGAUUCUCAGCAAUAAAACCUUGGAUAAGAAAAUGAUACUGUGCACUAAUAUUUCUGUAGAUUUAAAACUUUUUCUUGCCAUUUCGUUUCUUUAUUUGAGUCAUAUCUUUGCAAUUGGCUUACAUAUUUUCUUUGAUUCUUUGAAUUAUAUUUCAUUUAUAUGUAUGAGCAUCAUAUAAAGAUUACUAAAAAUAAGUAUAAGUGAACAAACCAAAGUAUCACUAUCCAGGCAGUAGACUUUCUUUAUAAUAUUUUUGUUUUCUUUUCAGCAGUGUUGUAAAUUAUUCUAAUCAAAUGUUUUGACAUUUUAAAAGCAAAUUGUGAAUUCAUUGCCUAGUAUUUUUAGUGAUAGUGACAUUUCUAUUCGGAUAAUUUAUACACUAGGAAAGCUUAAUAAUGAAAAAAAUGAAAGAUUGGAUGGAGAGAUUUGGAUAAGUUAACAAGCAUUUGGAAAUUCUGUAAUGUUAAAUAACUGGAUCUCUAUCCUGUUAAUGGAUUAAUUUAGACCUGGCUAUGCUAUUGGCAAUUUUAGACAAAUUGAUUAAUUUUGUUAUAUAAUUUAACCAUACAUGAUAUAGAAAUAGAAAUACUCUACCUACUUUAUGAGAAUGAUUUUGAAUAUAAAUACAUUGUCAUUGUUUAAAAGUUUUUCUAAAAGCUGUUCAGGAAUUAUUUAUUUUAGGGGUCAGAGUGAUAGUAUAGCAAGUAGGACAUUGACUUGCACCUGACCAACUCAGGUUCUAUCCUCAGCAUCCCCUAUGGUCCACCAAACAUCAAGAGGUGUGAUCCCUGAAUGUAGUCAGGGGUAAGACUGAGCACAGUCAAGUAUGAUCCCUGACUGACAAAAAUGAUUCCAUUGUGAGUUGAGAGUCAUAGUUCAGUGGAUGAAGCAUUUGUCUUAUACACAACUGAACCAAGUGUGAUCCCUAGCAUCCAUACAGUCCUCCAGGAAUUAUUAUUAUCUCCAGUAAUAAUUCCUGAGUGCAAAUCCUCCUGGAUUUGGUGCCCUGAGCACCACGUGGUAUCUCCCCAAAACAAAAACAAAAUCAGAAAAAUUAUCUCAUUGAUCUAGGGUGUAUAUUAAAAAAUAGCUUGCCGCAAAUAAAUUGUUUGCCACAAUACCCCAAACUAAAUAAAUCACUUGUUGCAUUAAGCAAUGUGUAGUUGGUACAAACCCAGCAUUGUUCGGGAGCUACUCCUGACUGCUUAGCAGUCACUUGUGGCAAUCCAUAUGCCAUGCUGAGGAUUGAACUAAGGUUGUCUAUACACAAGGCCUUAAUACCUUUACUAUCUCUCUGACCCUGCAUCAUGUUGUUAAGCUAAAAGCAUAUUUCCUAAAUUAGAGUUUUAUGUUCAUAUAGAUGAGUAAACACUGUAACAUAGAACACUUUAAUCUUAAGGAAAACUACAAAUUCUUUUGUGGUUUUUUUUCUGGUAGGUAAAUGUGAGACUUCCAAGAAAUCUUAAUAGAAUAUGACAAUAAAUAAACUGUUAUUUAAGGACUUCCAAAAUUACAUAUAUAGAUGUAAUAUAUAUACACAUAUGGCUUUACAUAGACAUUAUAUCUAGUUCCUGGCACAGUGUCUGUUAUUUUUCCCAAAUGCUAGCCUCUGAAAUGUUCUUUUGUUUUGGGGGGAGCACAACCAAAGGCUCUCAGGGGUUAUUCCUGGCUCUGCUCAGAAAUCAUUCCUGGUAGGUUUGGGGAACCAUAUGGAAUGCCAAGGAUUGAACUUGGGUCAGCUGAUUUAUUGCAAAGCAAAUCCCUAUCCACUGUGCUAUCAUUUCAGCCCCCAAAGCAUAGUUCUUACUCAAAUAUUUUUACUGCAGUUGGACUUUGAUGUUAAAAUUAGAUGACUGUUAAAAGUUUAUGGAAAAAAUAAAUAAAUAAAAUAAAUAAAAGUUCAUGGGAAGUGGAAAGCACCAAGAAUUUUUUUGUCCUUUCACAUUUACAGUUUUUUAAAGAUAAAUUAGAAGCCACACCAAAGAAAAUCAUGUCAGAUACUUGGACCACUCUUACCUAAACUAUUUUACAGUUUCUCCUGUAUCCCUCUAAUCCUCAUUUGCUUUCCCUUUUAUAAUGUUAUACAAAUCAGGAAAUAUAGAAUUUUAUUAUGAUCUACUGUGUUAUUUGGAUGCAGAUUUGAAAUAAAACCAUAUAUCUUAAUACCCAAUUUGGGCUUAUACAUACCGAAUAAGUACCAGAGACACCAAGGAUUGACUCCCUUUCUCAACACAACAAUUAAAACAGACUUCACCAUAUCAGUUUGACUCUGACUGUAAUUGUAUGUUGUCCAACUAAGAUACUGUAUUUGAUAUAGACGUAGAGUUGCAGUCUCCUGAAUGUAGCAUUCACAUUUACAUAACUGCCAAUGAAAAUAGUCUCAAAAAUAACAAAAAAUCUUAACCUUAUUGCAGUUAUAUUUAUAACAUAAUAUCAACCUAUAAUAUCGAACAGAGUUGGAGAUAUCCAGUAGUAUCAUAGCUGACCCCAUAUUCUACCCUUUUUUAUCCAUUGGGCCCCAUAAGAUUUUCUCUUCUAAGUUAUGUAUUAAAUACUGCCAAAAUGUUUAAAAUUUCCUACAUAUGAUUAUUGAUAACUAAAAUAUGAUACACCUUGUUAACUUGUGUUUAAGAAAUCUAGAUUAUUUCCUGUUAUCUUAGAAUAUAAUACAAGUUUUUCUAAAACUUUAGCUAGCUUACUUAUUACAAACAAGUUAUUUUUCAAAGUUAUAUGUCAAAAAAUUACAAUUUACUUUUGUUGUAAAACUAAGCCCGAAGUUAUAUACUUGAACAAAAUGACGAUUAAAAAGUAUUCAGGGGAGUGAGCAUAUUGGGACACAGCCACAGUGAUAAAAGUUCUUAUAUCUGCUCUGUGUUUAGAACUGACGCCAGCCAUGCUUGGGAGACCAAAUGUGAUGCCAGGCAACAAACUUGAGUAGGCUGGUUGUAAGGCAGAUACCUUAUUUCCUAUAUUGUCCCUCACAUUUAAAUUUUGAAUAUUGCUGUUAUCAAAGAAUUUUUGUUUAUAUUUAAAAUAUUUAGUUAUGCAUGGUUCUUAUGAACCAAAUGUUACAAUAUUGCUCAGUUUAGUAAUCACUAUGAAAACUCAUACUAACCCCCACCACCACUGUGUUGUUUCUCAUUGAUGUGGCUUCCAAAAAACAUAUCUACAGGUAUAUUAUAAAUUUAUACUUUUCCUAGGAAGAUUAAACUACAAUUUUCUUCAGAUCAUGAUACUUAAAAAGUCUAUCUAAAAGAAUGGCCAUGUUAAUCUGUUGUAACCACUAUCAAGAAGAUAGUCCUUUAUCAAAACCCUAAUGAUCCCCAAAAUAUUUUUUGGAAAUUCAAUUGCUACAUAGAAGUGAUACUUAAACACUGGAAUUAAACAGUUUUCUUAGAAAUAAGUUAUUUAAUGUAGUUGUUAUUGAUUAAUUAUUCUCAGUAGGUUAAUUUUGUUAGAUCUAAAAAAGCAUGAAACAACUAUAUAAUUUGUAUACUGUAACAGCAAUUUUUAGAUGAUACAAAUUUGACUAAUGAAAUAAAGUCCUUUCGUAACUUUCACAUAUUGUAUCCUAUUAAAAUGUUAAAAUUUGCUUAUAUGCAAAGAAUUAAAAGAUUGUCUUGAAA
Suncus etruscus (white-toothed pygmy shrew) is the source of this 5640-nucleotide messenger RNA. RefSeq names its product CHM Rab escort protein (gene CHM). The record is from RefSeq and is a predicted model, not a curated record. Gene Ontology annotation, biological process: vesicle-mediated transport; small GTPase-mediated signal transduction; intracellular protein transport. Gene Ontology annotation, cellular component: nucleus; cytoplasm; cytosol. NCBI's taxonomy places the organism in Eukaryota, Metazoa, Chordata, Mammalia, Eulipotyphla, Soricidae. Gene Ontology annotation, molecular function: GDP-dissociation inhibitor activity. The transcript has 16 exons. The coding region runs from base 8 to 1960 and encodes 650 amino acids.